Meira miltonrushii is the source of this 1584-nucleotide messenger RNA. Its product is annotated as Pkinase-domain-containing protein. Gene Ontology annotation, cellular component: cytoplasm. Gene Ontology annotation, biological process: protein phosphorylation; intracellular signal transduction. NCBI's taxonomy places the organism in Eukaryota, Fungi, Basidiomycota, Exobasidiomycetes, Exobasidiales, Brachybasidiaceae. The annotation marks the transcript as partial. The transcript is spliced from 2 exons. The record is from RefSeq and is a predicted model, not a curated record. Gene Ontology annotation, molecular function: ATP binding; protein serine/threonine kinase activity.
AUGAGUUACGCACCCAAUACACGAAAAAAGAGAGAAUGGGGAGGACAACAACACACAUCUGGAGUCGGAUCGGCGAUCAAUAAAAAGUCCGCUCUUUCAGCAGCAUAUGCUGAAUUGGGUAAAGAAUUAACUUCAGGAAAACUACGUUCGAUCGGUACAUACACCCUUGGCAGACCGAUCGGAGAAGGAACAUACGGAAAAGUUCGUUUGGGCACACAUCGAUUGACGGGAGUACGUGUUGCGAUUAAACAAGUUCCAAAAGCACAUAGUUCAACUUUAACAAGAGAAAUUCAUCAUCAUAGAAGAUUGCAUCAUCCUAAUAUUAUGCAACUUUAUGAAGUCUUGGCUUCGGAAUCGUACAUUUGGAUGGUAACGGAAUUAUGCGCAGGUGGAGAAUUGUACGAUUACCUUGUAGAGCGUGGUACAAUGCCAGAGCCGGAAGCAAGACGGAUUUUUGGACAAUUGUGUAUGGCCGUUGCAUAUAUACAUGAUCGCGGUAUCGUUCAUCGGGACCUGAAACUGGAGAAUGUCUUAUUGGAUGAGAGGUGUAAUGUCAAAUUGGGAGAUUUUGGCUUUACAAGAGAAUUUGAAGGUAAAAAGUUGAUGGAAACUUUUUGCGGUACUACUGGUUAUGCGGCACCAGAAAUGCUGGCAGGUAGACGAUAUACGGGAGAGGAAGUGGAUGUAUGGUCGCUUGGGAUUAUUCUCUAUGCCCUGGUUUGCGGUGCUUUGCCAUUCGAUGACGAUGAUGAUAGUGUGAUGAAAGACAAAAUCCUCAAAGGAGAUUUCGAAUUGCCGGAUGUUUUAUCAGAAGAGUGUUUGGAUCUUAUUACAAAGAUCCUACAACAAGAUCCUACCGCUAGACCGACGAUCAAAGAUAUUCUUCGACAUCCUUGGUUCACCAAGUCAAUGGCGCCUAUGCAGAUGGAGACAGUCAAUGAAGACGUACACGAUGUUCAGCCCUUGGAGAGCGUUGCAGAGUCAUCCGCCUCAGAUAGUCGUUUCUUGACAGCCAAAUCAGGCAUGCUUGCUUCAUCGCCGAACGAAAUAGAAGACGAUCAACCCACGUCUGCACCUUUAUCCCUAAAGCAUAGGAAUGAAUCACAAACCACCAUCAAACGGCAAGCAUCUGCUAGCAGUGAUGCUUCUCGUAUUGCUACUGGCACCUCAUCCAAAUCCAAUUCAGCUCCAUUACCAACACAUUCUGAAAGCAGUGAAGCAAGUGGGAAUACCACCGAAGAUACUUUCACACCAAUGAUGGCUUUCUCCUCUCCAUUAGAGAAAAGACCAUCUCAAAGCUCAUCUCGAGGUGGUCAUCACCGUACUCCUUCACGCACGAAACGGAGAUCGUCCGGAGGUCUGUCUGAUCAUCAUCCUCCCAGCCUGGAUUUGAAGCCGGUGGACUAUAUUGCACUGUUGGAGCUUUCGACACCUGCGAUAUUUUCUACCAUUUUAGAGCAAAAUUUGUUGCAUCAAUUGAGCGGACUAGGAAUGGAUGUUGGACAGAUCGUGCAUAGCGUAGUGAAUGAAGCAUGUGAUGCAAGUGGAGCAAUGUGGUGGAUAUUGAAGAAGAAAGCAGAGGAA